AUUUCCGACACGUCUGUAUUUUUGGACCUGGAUUUACCGACCGCGCCGCUACCAUGCCCUGGGCAGCGUCCGCAGAGACCCACGCCCAUCCACUGCUCAUGCCAGCCGACUGCACGACCCGGGGCUUGGGGCUCGAGCCAAGUAGACCGCGGAGAUGGCACGGCGAAAGACUAUCACCUGCCUGACGUCACAGCCCGUAGCCACCCAGGAGCCUCGCUCACCACAAGCACGGCCCUCAUACAAAACCGUCUCCCGUUCUUCGCCCUGCGCUACUUUCCCCGCUUGCCCUCUCCCCCGAUACCAUGGAAAACUUUGUUUUGGGCAGAGGACGAAAGCUGUUUGCUCAGCAUCUGAAGGAUUACGAGCCCCAGGAUCCGCUGUACGAGACAUACACAGACAGCCGGGGUCGUCAGAAGAGGCGAAAGAGAGACCUCCCGCCCGGCUUGACACCUCGUGAUGCUCAGAUCCUGAAGUCGGUCAACCGACGCGCUCACUACCUCGACAAGGGCUUUCGCAUCUUGGGUAUGCGUUUCGGGUGGACGUUCGUAGUCGGCAUCAUUCCUGGAGCGGGAGACGUCGCAGACGUUUGUCUUAAUUACUUCCUCGUCGUGCGCAAGGCAAAGCAAGCAGGGAUACCCGACCACAUAUACCACCGAAUGCUUGCCAACAACCUCAUCUCCGCGACCGUCGGCUUCAUCCCACUCGUCGGCGACGUCUUCCUCGCGAUCUACAAAGCCAACUCGCGCAACGCAGCUCUCCUCGAGGCCUUCCUGCGCGAGCGCGCGGAGCAGCUGCAGAAGGAGAUUGAGGAGGCCCAGCGGGCCGCCGCGCAAAUGUCCGUCGUGCCAGGAGGCCCCGCGGAACAACGCCCCACGCAGAAGAAGGAGAGCAGCCGGUGGUUCAGUAGGAGGGGGAAGAGCGCGAAUAUAGCGUCGGCUGCGAAACCGCCUGCGCAUAGGCCGAGCGGCUCUGGGGAUAGCAGGUUCGUGGAGGCUGUCUCAUCGUGAACAGAUGAAAACCUCUCUAUGGCGACCUUGAGCGACUCAGCGACCGAGCAGCGGAGAUAUACGACAAGACACGUAUCACCUUGACUUCCGAUUUUGCUUUCAUAUGUUAGGACAAUGUUAUACCAUACGAUCAACUUCCGCUAAUGUGCAUUCAUUCAAUACCUGGGUCCAUCGCCUGUUAUGGCUUCCCUGCGUGAUAGGCCACUGAUUUACGCCCUGACCGACAGCGUCAUAGUAAGGGACAAGAAUAG
Molecule: messenger RNA, 1258 nt
Organism: Rhodofomes roseus
Lineage: Eukaryota; Fungi; Basidiomycota; Agaricomycetes; Polyporales; Fomitopsidaceae
Exons: 4
Coding region: 303-1007 (234 amino acids)
Source: RefSeq, a predicted model, not a curated record